Molecule: messenger RNA, 2793 nt
Organism: Sesamum indicum (sesame)
Lineage: Eukaryota; Viridiplantae; Streptophyta; Magnoliopsida; Lamiales; Pedaliaceae
Product: homeobox protein ATH1
Biological process (GO): regulation of DNA-templated transcription
Molecular function (GO): DNA binding
Source: RefSeq, a predicted model, not a curated record
UAAUCCCUUGUUUAAAAACUCUUGAGUGUGGCUAAUAGCGUUUCUGUCUUUUUAUUAAAUGGGUCCAUUUAUUCAUUUCAUCCCCCUACCUCCCUACCUCUCUGCAGAAAGACCCAUUUUUCCUGCUUUUUAACAGUCCCUUUCUUGCUUUUGAUGGGCUUCUGUGCAUAAUGCGUGUCCUUUAAAUUCUAUGGCCCUUUGUGUUUUCAGUGUUGAAAAUGAAAAACCCUUUGGUUAUUAAGUCUCAGUGUUAAAAAGAAGAGUCUUUUAAGAAAGAGAGGAGAUUGUGUUGUAGAGAUCAUGAUUCUUGAUGUGGUCUGAAUCUCUGAAUUCUCCAGUUUCUUGGGGUCUGCAUUCUUGGAGGAAAUCCCACUUCUCUGUAAAUUCAAAAUAAAAAGCCCAUUUUUAUGCAUUUGGCCCUUUAUUCUUUUUCAUGUCGUUUUUCAGAAUGCUGGUGGGGUUAAGUACUUGCUGCUGGUUUUGCAUGAGACCCUUCUUCCUUGCUAGCUUUUCCACUACCACUACCUUAUUCUUUAUAGUAAAAAGCUCUUGCAUUCUUCACUCCGUGGCUUGAAUGGGAAACUGCACAUCACCAGAGUUUAUCUGUUCAUUGCAAAUAUUUCUUCCCCAAGGAUAAUAAGGGACGCAUUGUGAAGCUCGAUUUCUUAUUCUGUAAAUUGGGAAUUCUUGAACUCUGAUGAAAAGCUUGCGUCCAGAUGAUUGAUGGGAAAGCUAAACAGGAAAAAUACAUCCUUAAGUAAACAUGGCUGAGCUAGAUCCCUCAGAAUGAUUUAGAAGCUUCACAUUUUCAGGUUCCGGUUCCUACUCAGUUUUGGUGGAAAGUGAUUGUACCGAUAUGCAAACAGAGGCAGGAUCACAUUCUGUUGUUACAGACGGCAACUCAUUUUCCCUAAAUCAUUAUGAUUCAGUUGACGGGCAUAGUCAAGAUCAUGUCAACCCUGGAUUUCUUGCUCCUUCGAGUCUUGGAGAAGCUCUGAUCAAUUUCACUUGUGGGCAGAUUCCAGAUCGUGUUUCUGAUGAGUUUUGGAGCAUACAGCCAGGAAGGGAUACUAUCAGAGGUUUAUCAACUGGGACACCAUAUCCCCAAGUUAUGAGCAGUCAGGAUAUUGAGGGGAAUUCCCUUCCUGCUGCAGCCAGCACCACCUUCCCAGCUUCAAGAUACUCCACAACUGAGGAUCAUGAGAAGUUAACAACUUCCAGCCCUUUCCUGCAUCCCUUUGAAUGCCCAAGAACUGUUGUGACCUCUACGAUCCAGAGCAUGAAUUACAGCUAUGAGGAUUUACCGUUUGGUACAAGCACUAGAUAUGACUUCAGCAAGUUUGUAACUCCUCCAGAACUCGUCGGGAGAGUUGUUGGAAGAACAGGAGUCCAACCAACUGGAAACUCCGUUCUGAAUGAAUGGAUACUGACAGAAGAAGGGGACUUGAACUGUGACAAUCUGGGCCCUACUCGUUUUAGCAAUGAGUUAUCUCUGAGUCUUUCCACAUAUCAACCUUCUGUGGUAAAUGGAACUUCCAUUCAGGAGCAAUGCUCAGAGAUGAGCUCUUCAGGUGUAACUAGCUAUUCUUUGCACAAAAGACCCAUAAGGCCUGAACAUACAUUUUGCAGUAGUAAUACCCUCUCAUUGAGCUCUAAUUCUCAGAAGCCACUCCAACUUUCACCGGCAUUAUCGGGAUCAAGAUUUUUCCAUGCAGUGCAAGAAAUACUUGCUGAAGUUGCUUGCUAUGCACUUGAAAACUUUGACCAGAUGAGUUACCCCACCCCUUGCAUUGAUAAUGGGGUAAACGCAUCGUUUUCUUCAAGUUGCACUGCUGGAAGAGGCUGCUCAACUUUCUCCGAUGGACUUGAUGCGGGCUAUAGGCUCGUCUUUCAGAACAACCUCUUCCCAGAACAGGAGGUUGAAACAAAGAAGAAACACCUGCUAUCUUUAUUGCAAGCGGUUGAUGACCAGUACAACCAGUGCUUGGACGAAAUCCAUACAGUAAUAUCAGCAUUUCAUGCUGUAACCGAGUUGGAUCCUUAUCUACAUGCUCGGUUUGCUCUCCCAACAAUUUCUGUCAUGUACAAAAACCUCAAGGAGAGAAUUAGCAGUCACAUUCUUGCAAUGGGAGCACAUCUUAGCGAGGGAGAAGCAAGAGAAGAGAACUCAUGCGCGACAUCUUUCAUCCAGAAGCAGUGGGCUCUCCAGCAGCUAAGAAAGAGAGAUCACCAAUUAUGGAGGCCUCAAAGAGGACUGCCUGAAAGAUCCGUCUCCGUUUUGAGGACAUGGAUGUUUCAGAAUUUCCUUCACCCGUAUCCCAAAGAUGCAGAGAAGCACUUGCUUGCCUUGAAAAGUGGUUUGACAAGGAGCCAGGUGUCAAAUUGGUUUAUAAAUGCCCGUGUUCGUCUAUGGAAACCAAUGAUAGAGGAAAUGUACACAGAGAUGAACAGAAGAAAAGCUCGUAGAAACGAUGAAGAAAUGGUUGGCAUCCAUAGAAAUCAAAUGUGCUUUGAGAACAGAAGAGUUACUAUGAAUUCAAAUGGGUAAAGAAGGUAUACAUAAUACCGCAAAUGCAUUGAACUGUUUUCGUGAUAUCGAUAUGUAUUCAGUAGAAGAAAGUAGUCUAUUUUGGAGGAAAUCCAUGCAACUGUAUAUUGGUUCAUAGUAGUUGAAAUUUUUUCUACUGAUAUGAUCUUGAAUAUGUGGCCAUGCCGAAUUAUCCUUUGUUCAAACUUGGGAUCCAAAGAUUGAGCCACGAAAAAUUCAAUUCGACCGUUGUGGAUAUGAAGAAA